AUGUCUCUUCCUCUCCCCUUCACCAAACACUUCGCCGAGCUCACCGUCCUGCGCGCCGCCCUGCUGACCAGAAGAGUCAUCUCGGCCGUCACGGAAAUUUCCAAACAUGAUGCGACACCCGUGACCAUGGCCGACUUUGGCGCCCAGGCGCUCAUCAUGGCGGCUCUGCACGAGCUGUUUCCCUUGGACGGCUACGUGGGCGAGGAAGACGCGGAGACGCUGCGCAAGGACGAGGCGCUGGCGAAGACGGUGUUUGAGCUUGUGCGGGAGAUUGGCGACGAGUUUGCAAAGCAUGAGGCUGAGAUGCUGGAUUUGCUGGAUUUGGCUGGACGCGGGACGCCGGGGCCGAAGGGGAGGUAUUGGGUCAUGGAUCCUGUUGAUGGCACGGCUACGUUUCUCAAGGGCCAGCAGUACGCCAUUUCGCUGGCGCUGGUUGAAGACGGCAAGGAGGUGCUGAGCGUCGUGUGCUAUCCGAACCUCAGCCUCGACGACGGCGUGGUGGCCGAGACGCGCGUGGACACUUCCGGCUGCGGCGUCAUGCUGUCGACCAUCCGCGGCGAGGGCACCGACUACCGCAAGCUGUCGACGGAGUACCAUCUCGGGCCAUCCAGAAAGCUGGACCGCUUCCUUACUACGCCGACGAGUCUCGCUGACCUGCGCCUCGUGGACUGUCUGGCCAGCAAGUCGUCUCGUCUGGACAUUGCAGAGGCUCUAGCGAAACAACUUGGCGGGCUGCCCUUCCCCGGCAUCGAUCUGUGGUCUUCACACGUGCGGUACGGAGCGCUGAUGCUCGGCGAGGGAGAGGAGGGGAAGCACAUCAUGAUUCGCGUGCCCGUUGGUGCUCGCGGCGAUCCUUCUCGUGCGUACGUCUGGGAUCAUGCCGGCUCGCAGCUGCUUUACACGGAGAUGGGCGGUAAAGUGACGGAUCUGGAGGGCAAGGACAUUGAUUUCGGGGCGGGCAGGACGUUGGCGGCGAACUGGGGGCUUGUGGCUGCCCCGGAGAGUGUUCACGGGGAGAUUUUGAGGUUGGUUAGGGAGUUGAUUGCUAAGGAUUCAAAGCAAUAG
Molecule: messenger RNA, 1065 nt
Organism: Trichoderma breve
Lineage: Eukaryota; Fungi; Ascomycota; Sordariomycetes; Hypocreales; Hypocreaceae
Product: inositol monophosphatase family domain-containing protein
Exons: 2
Coding region: 1-1065 (354 amino acids)
Biological process (GO): sulfate assimilation
Molecular function (GO): 3'(2'),5'-bisphosphate nucleotidase activity
Source: RefSeq, a predicted model, not a curated record